GUGCAAAUGUAAAUACUCUUUCGAGUUAACCAUACAAACACGCCAACAACCGUGUACCACUUCUCCUCUCUCAACUAUCUUCAAUCUCUUUAAUCUUUCCACACAUAAAACAUUCUCAUAAAAAUAGAAAAUCAGAUUCAAUCUCAUAAUCCAAUUAAUUUCUCUUUUUUCUUGUUAAUUAAUUAAUACAUUGUGUUUCCACAAAACAAAAUGGAAAAGAAAAUCCUUGAUCUCAUAUUAGUCCCAAGUGGUCUCUUUGUAAUGGUCACAUACCAUUUAUGGCUUCUCUAUCAAAUUGUCAAACACCCCACCAAAACUGUUAUUGGUGUCAAUUCAAUCAAUCGUCGUUUAUGGGUUCAAGCUAUGAUGGAGGAUGUGUCCAAGAAUGGGGUUUUGGCAGUGCAAUCUUUGAGGAACAACAUAAUGGCAUCAACCCUAUUGGCUUCAACUGCAAUAAUGCUAAGUUCCCUUAUUGCUGUGUUAAUGAGUAGUAGAAAUGAAGAAAGAAGUGUUGUGUCAGUGGUUUUUGGUGAUAGAAGUGAGCUUGUUUUAUCAAUCAAGUUUUUCUCAAUAUUGGUUUGUUUCUUGUUAGCUUUCUUGUUAAAUGUUCAAUCAAUAAGGUACUAUAGUCAUGCAAGCAUACUCAUCAAUGUUCCUUUCAAGAAAUUGUCACCAAAUCUUAGGCAACAAAUGCUAACAGCUGAAUAUGUUGCAAACACAGUUAACCGUGGAAGCUAUUUUUGGUCACUUGGUUUGAGAGCAUUUUACUUCUCUUUCCCUCUUUUCAUGUGGAUCUUUGGACCUAUUCCUAUGUUCUUUUCUUGCUUUGCACUUGUUUUCAUGCUCUAUUUUUUGGAUGUUACAUUUGAAUGUGGUUGGGUUAAUGUUGGAGUUGAUGAGGAUGAUUGUGUUGAAGAUGAACUACACAAGCAACACCAUGUUGACAUGGAAUUACAAGAGCCGAUUAGAAAUCAGUCAAUUUGUAAUUAGGAGCGACGACAUAUUUGAUAGAUAAAUAAAAUCUAGAUGGAUGUAAUUAGGUUUAGAUUUUGAUAUAAUAGUUUUGCUGCCGCAAUAUCAGUUGAUUUUGAUGUAAUGAUUAUGCAAUUAUAAUACUGAUGACAUUAUUGGAGAAAAUAUAAUUUUGUUUGUUGGUUAA
Molecule: messenger RNA, 1159 nt
Organism: Cicer arietinum (chickpea)
Lineage: Eukaryota; Viridiplantae; Streptophyta; Magnoliopsida; Fabales; Fabaceae
Source: RefSeq, a predicted model, not a curated record